AUGGAGGACACUGAAAACUCCGUGGAUGCAAAAUCCAUUAAAACUUUAGAAACACAGAUCAUACAUGGAAUCAAAUCAGUGGACUCCAGAAUAUUCUUGGACAAUAGAUACAAAAUGGAUUAUCCUGAAAUGGGUCUAUGUACAGUAAUUAAUAAUAAGAACUUCCAUGAAAGCACUGGAAUGGCAGCUCGAUCUGGUACAGAUGUAGAUGCAGCAAACAUCAGGGAAACAUUUAUGAACUUGAAAGAUGAAGUGAGAAAUAAAAAUGAUCUUACAUGUGAAGAAAUUAUGGAAUUGAUGUGUAAUGUUUCUAAAGAAGAUCAUAGCAAAAGGAGCAGCUUUAUUUGUGUCAUUCUAAGCCAUGGUGAAGAAGGAAGAUUAACAGAGCUCUUUGUAGGGUAUCUUUGUAGAAGGCUAGCUGGAAAACCCAAACUUUUCAUUAUUCAGGCUUGUUGGGGCACAGAACUAGACUGUGGUAUUGAGACAGAUGGUAGUUUUGAUGAUGACGUGGCAUGCCAGAAAAUACCAGUGGAGACCGACUUUUUGUAUGCAUAUUCCACAGCACCAGGGUACUAUUCCUGGAGAAAUUCAAGGGAUGGGUCCUGGUUCAUUCAGUCACUUUGUGCUAUGCUGAAAUUGUAUGCACACAAGCUUGAAUUUAUGCACAUUCUUACUCAUGUUAACUGGAAGGUAACAACAGAAUUUGAGUCCUUUUCCUAUGAUGCUACUUUUCAUGCAAAGAAACAAAUUCCAUGUAUUUUGUUCAUGCUCACAAAAGAACUGUAUUUUUAUCACUAAAAAGUGGUUGACUUUUUUUAAGUUUUUAUGUCAAGUGAGAAAACUAUAAAUGGUACUGUAUUUCCUUCUCUAAUUGAAUACUUAAGAACCGUACCAUUUCCUAGCAAAAGAACCACAAUGAAGCUACCUACCUCAAGCUCGAAUCAGGUAGCUGAAAUUGAAUUUAAUUAGGA
This is a messenger RNA of Chinchilla lanigera (long-tailed chinchilla), 971 nucleotides long. Its product is annotated as caspase-3-like. The transcript has a single exon. Bases 1 to 798 code for a protein of 265 amino acids. Gene Ontology annotation, biological process: apoptotic process; positive regulation of apoptotic process; neuron differentiation. Gene Ontology annotation, cellular component: cytoplasm. The record is from RefSeq and is a predicted model, not a curated record. NCBI's taxonomy places the organism in Eukaryota, Metazoa, Chordata, Mammalia, Rodentia, Chinchillidae.